Molecule: messenger RNA, 2142 nt
Organism: Penicillium griseofulvum
Lineage: Eukaryota; Fungi; Ascomycota; Eurotiomycetes; Eurotiales; Aspergillaceae
Exons: 4
Coding region: 1-2142 (713 amino acids)
Biological process (GO): DNA-templated transcription; regulation of transcription by RNA polymerase II
Cellular component (GO): nucleus
Molecular function (GO): zinc ion binding; DNA-binding transcription activator activity, RNA polymerase II-specific; RNA polymerase II cis-regulatory region sequence-specific DNA binding
Source: RefSeq, a predicted model, not a curated record
AUGGAAGAACAGUCCGGCCGGAAAAGUGGGAUGUUCGUCUUCGACUCCAAAUUGGGGCCAAAUUCAACUUCGAACCGCAUUUCGAAGCGUGGUCAUCAUGAUGAGCUGCAGGAACUCCGGAGUCGACUACAUGUUCUAGAGAAUUCGCUCGGCAAGUCUCAUCUUCAGACGCCGGAGACCUCGGUUUGUGAUGUUUUUUCUGAAGUCGAUAUGAUUAAUAGUGAGAAUGUCGGGGUUGAUGACCGUGUACGAUUCUUGCCAGAUUGGAAUUUCCGUGGGAAGAAAGGUAAGACUCGUUACUUCGGUCGCAGUCAUUAUACCACGACUGUUUCUUUUUUCCAAGAUGUUGGUGCUUUUAUCCACCGUGGUCGUUGUCGCGGAGAAGGAAAGGAUAAAGAGUACACCGAUAUGAAAAAGUUCAAAACGGAGCUUUGGUCGCGCGAGACAGAGGAUCAUCAGCGAAAUUUUCGUGAGCAGGCUUUCAAGCUGAAUGAAAUGGUACCACAGAGACCUGUUGCAGACCAUCUGCUUCAGCUGUAUCUCGACACUUUCGAGACGACAUAUCGAAUUUUGCACACGCCAACCUUUUUGAAACAAUAUGCUGAUUAUUGGGCCAACGCUCAGCCAAUCGACAUGGCCUUUGUCGCUCAGUUACUCGCUGUGAUGGCUGCUGGCAGUUGUUUUUAUGUCCCACCUCCAGGCCAUGAUGACCGAGACACAUUCCAGAAACCGGCCAUGAAGUGGAUUAUGGCCGUCCAGUCAUACAUUUCGUGCACAUUUGUGAGCCCGGAUAUUGACUUCCGAAUGCUCCAGACCCAAUCUCUUCUUCUGGUAGCUCGCCUCGGAGUCGCCAGUGAUGGGGAUGUUGCUUGGGCCUCUGCCGGGUGGUUGAUUCGGUCUGCGAUGACAAUGGGCUUACAUCGCGAUCCGACUCGCUUUCGCAAGGCUCGACCAUUCUACUCCGAACUGCGCCGUCGCCUUUGGGCAACUAUCGUCGAGCUGGACCUCAAGAUCUCUCUCGACCGAGGAGUUCCGCCAUCAGUUGACCUAGACGAAUGCGAUUGCGACCCACCGUCUAACUGGGACGACGCAGACUUGACAGAGGAUAUGGAAAAUGAUCCUGAUCCACUCAGUACUGCCCUUUAUACCCAAAACUUCUACCAAAUUCUCCUCACCAAGACCCUCCCACUACGCUAUCGAAUCGCGAAGAAAAUAAACAGUCUUCGGUUUAAUAUCUCUUAUGACGACGCCCUGCGAAUGGGUGAUGAAAUCUCCCGUUCUAUGCAACAUGCAUCCUCCUUAUUCGACGACAACUCCCCGAGCAUCGCCCUGGGAGAAUCAGGGCGUCACCGAUUCGCCCAAUCGUUACAUCUCUUCAUAAUGCGCAAAUUCCUCCUCGCCCUCCACCGUCCCUUCUCACUUAGUGUCGCCCGCCUCCCCAAAUACUCCUACUCCCGCAAAAUCUGUCUCGAAGAAUCCCUCGGCAUUCUCUCCCAGAUGGAACUCCCCCUUUCGACUGAGGACAUCCUCUACCCGAACAUCACCCAGUUAGGCAGCGGUAUGUUCUGCGAUGAAACCUUCCACGCCGCAAUCACCGCCUGCGUGGAGCUAUCCCUCCAAGCGAAUGAAAUGAGUACCACCUCCGGGAUGGAUGGCGCCAACUCCAGCGUUCUCAUGAGCAUGAUCCAAUCUCAGCAAGGCGUGAUGAUACAGGCCGUCGAGCGCACCGCUGAUAAUUUUGGGAGACGAAUUGCGUCCAGUGGGAAGGGGUGCAAGCCUUUCUUCUUUUUGAGUGUUAUCCUCGCUUCAGUCAAAUCCCGCGUCAAGGGCGAGGAUCCUUUAUGUAAUGUUGAUGCGGUCUUGAAGUGGACCGUUCGCAUUUGCAGAGAGCUCUUAAAUGGUCUUACAUAUGAAGAGGCAAAGAUUCGUGUUGAUAAUCGCCCCGUGCAGACUUCCAUUCCUUCGGGGACAACCCCGGCCUCUACUACACCGAGUGAUAUUGAUCCUACGUCGCUUCUGUUGAAUGGCUUUGGUGAUUUUACGCCAAUUGAUUUAGGCUGGUUUGACGGCUUGGAUUACACUGGGCCAGAGUUGUGGGAUUGGGAUGCUGGAUUGUCUGGCAAUCUUCCGACAUUCUCAUGA